AUGAAACGUUCCUGGGGCACAGACAGCCAGGAGGAGGAGCUCGACUUCAACGCACACCCAGCAAGACGGCGGACACCACCGCUCAUCUCAAGCUUGAAAACAUCAGUUUCACCCCCACCCAAGCGAAAAUCAGUCUCCAAUCAAAAAAGUCAUGAGCUUGCCUCUAUUGAAGCAGGAGAAGUUGAAGUCACCGAUCACCUAGGAAUUUUCUCAACCAAGCUCAGCCAACACACUCGCCCUCUAAAUAUCUCAAAAGUAACACCACGGUUAGCGAUGAAUGACUACGUCAAUUUAUAUCGGCGCAACAAUCAUCCCACGGGUCGUCACUUUGUCAUCCAUCAGCACGAUCAUCCUAUUGCAGGAACGCACUAUGAUCUUCGACUUCAAUUCUCCGAGACGAGUUCUGUGAGUUGGUCUAUCAUGUACGGAUUACCGGGAGAUCCGAAUAGUGUAAAGUUGAACAGAAAUGCGACCGAGACUCGUGUUCACUGUCUUUGGAAUCAUCUAAUUGAAACCGCGUCGGCCAAGACUGGGAGCUUGAUUAUCUGGGAUACUGGAGAGUAUGAGGUUUUGCCUUAUACCAGAGCUACCUCAUGCCCACAGACCGAUGAGUCUCAAGCAGAUUCCUCUGAUGGUGAAGGUUCACAUCGAGAGUCGAUUUCGGAUAGUACAAAACUUAAGGAGGCUUUCAAAAAUCGUAAAAUCCGUCUUCGCCUUCAUGGUAAUCGUCUACCGGCUGGCUAUACCUUACUCUUGCGCAUGGACAAGUCUACCGACUACGCCCGCCCAGCGCGAAAAGGGCCAAAAAGGAGACGGGCCACAAAGUCUAUUAAAGCACCCCCACCGCCGGCAUCUACCUCUACUUCCGAGUCUCCAUCCCCUCCACCACCUGACAAGACACAAAAGCAAGACGUUACCGAUGACAAGCUGUCAGUGCAAGAGCCCAAAUCUGAAGCAGAUCAUGCAAACCAUUCCGAUGAUAACGUUGACUAUCAAAUUCGGAAAAACAAUGCAUAUCCAGGAUCAUCGAAUACGAUAGGUUCCAUUCAUCAACGGAGAUGGUAUCUCAGUAUGGACCGUGAGAGCUCAGGAUUUGAACCUAGGAAGAUCACUGGUGGAGAGGGCGCAUCGAAUAGGAUGUGGGUUCGGUCUGGCGAUGGUUCAUCCUCAGGGUUAAAAGGAUUUGAGCCGUUUUACGUUCGUGGGCCUGAGGUUGAGAGGAGCGUUGUUACUGGCCGUCGGGGACAGGAUGUUCUUGAGGAUGAAGGGGUUGAAGGGUUUAUUGCUCGGAAAGGGUGGAGGGCUGUUGUACGGUGA
Messenger RNA from Penicillium brasilianum, 1317 nucleotides. Lineage: Eukaryota; Fungi; Ascomycota; Eurotiomycetes; Eurotiales; Aspergillaceae. The record is from the annotation of a GenBank genome assembly.